CGGGGGGAUUCCCCGUGGGAAGUUCCCAGCGCUUUAUUAAACACGCAAAAUGUACAUUUGCACGAAAGGCACCGCUUCCUCUCGCGUCUGUUGUAGAAAACUUUUCCUCCAAGAAUAAAAACCGUGUAAGCAGUGUGAAAAGGGGCCACUUUAUAGAUGUAGGUCGUUCCGAUCGUUUUCGAGUUAAGAGCUCCUGUUGGCUGCGUCAGUAAUGGUACCGGGGCGAAAGGCAUGGAGAGAGAUUCACUCGCCAAAGCCUUUGAAGCCUACAGACAAGCUUCCAUCGAGAAAACCCAUGUCCAGCAGGAACUUCAGCAAACGACAGAGUAUUACAAACGAUACACUCAAAAGCUCCAGCAACAGAUAGAAGAGCAGAGGCUGCGCAUUCUGAGGCUGGAAUCUGAGCUGAGAGUGGCGACGAGACGAGCUUCAGGAGAAAAGUGUUGUGAGACUGCUCCCGGAAAACAGGAAGCAGAGACCUUGCCAUCCUGCGACCACCACCCUGCCGACACUCCAUCCAGCUCCCAGCAGAGAAACCAGUUCCUGGACUACCCAGAAUCCUUGGAGAUGCCCUCACAUGCGUUCGUCAUGGCUAGCACGGUGGAAAAUGGCAAAGUUCUUGACACGUUUCAGAAACUUCAGGGAACGUUGCAGCUGAUCCAGAAAUUAACCAGAAAACAAAACGAUCACCUGAAGAAAAUGUAUCGGGGGAAUGAUUCUGCAAACGAGCCCCAGUUCUCCAUGCCCAUCCAGUGCACGGAUGGGACAGCCGCACAGGCCGAGGGACCCUUCUCGUCCUCCAUCAGGUCUGAAGUGUUGGGCGAUGAGCUGCCCAGCAGCUCCUUGGCCUCCCGAGGAGCUUGUCAGGAGGACCUGGACUUCAACGACUCCAUGACUAAACUGAGCGUCAGAUUCCCCCCGCCGACAGACAGUGAGUACGAGUUCCUAAACAGCACCCCGGAGAGGCCCUUGGAGCCUAUCAGUGUCCGGAAAGGCCUGGCCGACGUCGCGGGCGUCUCCAGCACAAGCGAGGACGGCCCGCUAAAGCUCCUGUAUCCCGACCCGGUGGUGAAUGCAGCUUCCACCUCUCCGGAGGGCGUCCGUGGACCCCAGCAGCCCCUGUGGAGCCCAAAGCUCUGCGAUGCUGCGGAUCAGGACGCGAACGCAGAAUACUGCACCUUCUGCACCUCCAUCGUGCCCCAGGGGCACAUGUUCAGCCACCUGAACUCACACUUCCAGAAAAACGCAAGCAACGGACACUAGCAGGCCUCGUGGGCCUCCACGGGGCUUUGUCCAUCUCCGCUCCCGGAUGGCAAACUUGUGUGCCCCUCCCCAUACCUAUUUAAUUUGUCAUUUUGGUGUACUUCAGUGUCUUUCUUCUAAAACUGUCUUUGAACGAAAUCUGUUGAAUUCAAUAUCAGACUGUGGUAUUAUCUGGUAAAUUCACUGUGUGUAAUAAAACUUCUAAUGAUCAAG
This is a messenger RNA of Paramormyrops kingsleyae, 1476 nucleotides long. RefSeq names its product TRAF family member-associated NFKB activator (gene tank). NCBI's taxonomy places the organism in Eukaryota, Metazoa, Chordata, Actinopteri, Osteoglossiformes, Mormyridae. The record is from RefSeq and is a predicted model, not a curated record. Gene Ontology annotation, biological process: negative regulation of canonical NF-kappaB signal transduction.